Molecule: messenger RNA, 807 nt
Organism: Teleopsis dalmanni
Lineage: Eukaryota; Metazoa; Arthropoda; Insecta; Diptera; Diopsidae
Product: citron Rho-interacting kinase-like
Exons: 4
Biological process (GO): actomyosin structure organization; peptidyl-threonine phosphorylation
Cellular component (GO): actin cytoskeleton; cytoplasm
Molecular function (GO): ATP binding; protein serine/threonine kinase activity
Source: RefSeq, a predicted model, not a curated record
CUAAAUAAUUUAAUUGUGGCUAAAGGAGUUGGCGUCACUACAAAAGCCACUAGACGCAGUACUUGCAAUGGCGGCGCUACAGUCAGUAAUGCUGUUGCAGAGUUUAUGAACCGGGAAACACUUUUAGAUGUGUUUUGUUUACUUUACAAUGAAUGUGAUAAGGACACACUUAAAAAACGGGAUCGCAAUAUUGCAGAUUUCGUGAAUAAAUAUCGUUCCAUUGUUGAAGAAACACAACAUUUAAGAGUGCAUAUAGAUGAUUUCACUGUUAAAAGUUUAAUUGGAAAAGGUUACUUUGGUGAUGUUAAUGUGGUGGUUGAGCGCCAAACGGGCGAUAUAUACGCUAUGAAAAAAAUUAAAAAGUCUAAUGUUACUACAUCACAGGUGAAGGAAGAACGUGAUAUAAUGUCACAACACAGGUCGCAAUGGAUUACAAAUUUACAAUACGCCUUUCAGGACAACGAUAAUCUCUAUUUGGUAAUGGAGUUUUUACCUGGUGGCGAUCUUUUGAAUCUUAUGUCUCGUUUUGGUCCUUUUGAUGAGGAUUUGACAAGGUUUUAUUUAGCUGAAUUGAUAUUGGCUAUACACGCCUUGCAUACCAUGGGUUAUGUACACCGUGACAUAAAACCUGAAAACAUACUUAUUGAUCGUUUUGGUCAUAUUAAAUUGGCUGAUUUUGGUAAUGCUGCUGCUUUGGACAGAGAUGGUCAAGUUAUAAGUUUAUCGCCAGUCGGAACACCUGAUUAUAUUGCUCCAGAGUUACUACAAACAAUAUCUACAUAUAAAUUGACAAAGUCGUUGCAUGAC